This is a messenger RNA of Corythoichthys intestinalis (scribbled pipefish), 1044 nucleotides long. It is a transcript of the gene lmo4la, whose product is annotated as LIM domain only 4a. The coding region runs from base 152 to 649 and encodes 165 amino acids. Lineage: Eukaryota; Metazoa; Chordata; Actinopteri; Syngnathiformes; Syngnathidae. The record is from RefSeq and is a predicted model, not a curated record. The transcript has 5 exons.
GUGAAAGUGACUUGCUGUCACCUCAGCCGAGGAGCUUUUAUGACUCUGGUCUGAAUAUCUUCGUUCUUUCGUGGACUGCAAGUUAGAGAAACAGAAGCCUCGAGCGUUUCAUCAUUUUCUCCAGCGUCUUUUUUGAGGCCAGUUGUUUGUGAUGGUGAACAGCAGGGUGGAGGCGCCCACCGUGGCCGUGAUGGGGGGGACAGCAAGUCGGUCGUGUGCCGGAUGCGGGGGUCGAAUCGCGGACCGCUUCCUGCUCUUCUCCAUGGAGCAAUACUGGCACACGCGCUGCCUCAAGUGCUCCUGCUGCCAUGCUCAGCUGGGCGAGUACAGCAGCACCUGCUACAGCAAAGGAGGCAUGAUCCUCUGCAGGAACGACUACAUCAGGCUAUUUGGACACAGCGGAGCUUGCAGCGCGUGCGGACAGUCCAUCCCGGCUAGCGAGAUGGUGAUGCGGACACAAGGGAAUGUUUACCACCUGAAGUGUUUCAUUUGUGCAACCUGUCGGAACCGCCUGGUGCCCGGCGAUCGCUUUCAUUACAUCAACGGAACAAUCUUCUGCGAACACGAUCGGCCAGGAGGCGGGCUACUCGGUGGGCACCCAACUCAAAUGCAAGCUAAUGGCAUCAUGUCCGACCAGAAGGUCUGCUGAGAAAACAUGAGUGUCUUCGCCAUCAGUCCUUCUUUUCUGCCCCUUCUACACCUUCCUCUUGUAAAGCCAGCUAGUCAUGCCUUUGAAGAUGACUUGAAAGUUACUUGCUUCAUUUUAGGGGUGGGGGGGGUCUUAGGAUUGUUGGUCCUCAAGACUGUCUUUUAUGAACUGUGGCAAUAAUAUUGUGAAGAUCAAGCAUGACUGUAAGGAUGGAAUCAGACAUUGACAUUUCCUACAAGUGAUACCAACGGAAAGUAGGGUGGCCUUUGCCCAGCAUUCCACACAGUGGAUAUUGAAUCUGGAGGUAACAGUGGGAGCAGAAGAACUCUACUCAUACAAAAUGUAUGAAGUUAUAUGGCAUCCUUUGAUUUUGUGUUUUCCCACACGUUGUAACA